CUGGGGACAGAUGCACAAAGGUGGAGCCCCGUCCAGAAGUGCUAGGGCUUCUAUUCACGUUGAUUGCACUGCUUCCAACUAGCACAGCUGCACCACCUUGAUGCGGAUCCCCCUGGUGAUGUUGUUCUACCGCUUUCACCCGCGCGUGCUCCAUCUCGACCUGCUUCCGUGCGAGCAUCAUCAUGGUCCGCAACUUCCGGGCCUUUUCCGUGACCGCGAGGCUAUGGGAGUGCGCGGUGUCCAGGUCGGGCAGGCACUUGGCCUUCUCAAGCGCCUUCGCCUCCUCGUAGUUCGCCCGGGAGAUCUUCACGAGGCAGACUUCGUGCGAAGAAAUCCACGCGGAAUACGCCGGAGUGAUCCUCUGUUUCUUCUCCGCGCCGUUGUCCCCCUGCGGGACCAGCGCCUCGAUGUUCAGCACCGCGUUCGAGCCCAGGUCCUGCUGGAACUGCGACAAAGGCAACGCCGAGCCGUGCGAAAACACGUGGUGGUGCGCGAUGCGCACGACCCCGGUGAGCACGAUGAUCAUGUCGUCGCAGGGUUUGCCGGCCUGCAGCAAAAAGUCCUCCUGUUCCGGCAAGGCAGAGUGGCUGUUCUUCUUCACGCGCACCUCGACCUGCGCGCCCGUCGCCAGCAGCCAGCGCAGCGCCUUGCCGCCGAUCCAGCCCUCCCCGACCUGCCGCAUUAUCAAGUGUAAAAAUGUCUGGGUCUGGAAGAUUUCUAGAUUUGUCAUGCAUAUUUUCCAUGACGCAUGAUGUCUGUGAUGCAUGCCGUAGCACAACAGAUUUUUAGAGCGCUUCCUCAUGCCUAUUCCGCAUGACAAAUGCCAUCUCCGCGAACUCCUCUUACUGGUCACGCAAUACAAAUCUUUUUCGAAUCCCGAGACAGCAUCACGAGUUUAGAUUCUUCCAGACCCAGACAUUUUUACUUUUGAUACGCAUGUGCCCGGUCUGAAACCGCCAGGGCAGGUAUCCUGAGUAAAAACGUCCCCACACCAGAGUUGUCAUGCAAAUGCGCAAUGACAGGAACAUUUGUAAUGCGCAGCUCCAUGAGGGGAAUUUCCAGUCGUGUUUUGGAAUUUGUAAUGCUGUAAACAGGAUGUGAGAAUGGCUUUCUCAUGCAGCCUAUCUUGCCAAUCAGCACUGCACUGCAGAGGGAAACUUGUCAUGCACAGCUCCCAAAACUUGGAGGUUUGUGUUGCUAGAUUCCCAUCUUGACUAUGGGGUGGAGACGUUUUUGCUUGGGAUAGUAGGCGGUUUUUUAGCAUGCUGGUCCAGGACGCGCGAGAGGAACCCGCUGCGUCGUAGUCCGAAAGCAGUUCUUCCCGGCCGACUGAACCUUCCAUCCGAGUCUUACUCACGGCCAGUUCGUGGAACAAUUCCGGCCCGGGGUAAUUCUCCCGCAGGUGCGCACACAAGACCGCAAUCUCGAAGGGCGUCAACGGACUCUCGGCCAGCGCCUUAUUGAAGACGCGCAUGCUCAUGGGGUCCACGUUGUAGAAGUGUUGGCCCCCGCGGAGCUUCGAGGCCGGCUCGUGGACCAUCUUCGUGAGUUCCAGCAGUUGCUCACGCUCUUCCAGUAGUUCCCCUUGCGACGCUUGACUCUUCAUCGCAAUGCCGCUGCCGCUAGCACUGCUGACCGUGGAAUCACGGUGUCGCCCGGUCAUUUCCGACAUUGUCUGCAGCUCGAUCUGUGAGGCGUUCUUUCGUUUGUUGGCAGAUUUGGUAUUCCUCUUGGAGGAUCCCGAGUUAAUUAUAUCGUCUGCUGAUGUGUUGUUCUCCUUGUUUUCGACGCUUGUUCCAGCAGCAGCUCCAGUAGUCGCAGCAGCACCAACAGUUGUUCCUCCUUCCUCGUCGCUGCUCGAGGUUUCCAUGCUGAGCGCGCCGUGCAGCAGCGUUUUCGCAACGUCCUCCUUCGCUUCGAGCACUUCUAGCGGUAAAGCCGCGGACUCGUCGUCGAACUCCUGGCCGAGAAUCUCCUCGAAUAUGUCCUCUUUGGAGAAGACGCCGAUAUGGCGUUCUCAAAUGUUACAUUCUCAACUUGUCAUGCAAGAAUGGGAAAAGUGAAAGGGGGGAGGUUGCACCUGUAGCAUUACAAGUUCCGGACCGAUUUAGGUGGUGUCUAGCCCUUCGCAAAUUUGUCAUGCGAAGCAGCUUGAUCGUGUGAAUGAUGAUAGUGUUUUUGCAUGACAAAUUCAUGUAUGAAAAGCGCCGCUGCCCCUGUGCCUGCUGGAUGAGAUGGUGA
Amoebophrya sp. A120 is the source of this 2241-nucleotide messenger RNA. NCBI's taxonomy places the organism in Eukaryota, Dinophyceae, Syndiniales, Amoebophryaceae. The record is from the annotation of a GenBank genome assembly.